Messenger RNA from Suillus plorans, 557 nucleotides. Its product is annotated as ATP synthase E chain-domain-containing protein. Gene Ontology annotation, molecular function: proton transmembrane transporter activity. Gene Ontology annotation, biological process: proton motive force-driven ATP synthesis. Lineage: Eukaryota; Fungi; Basidiomycota; Agaricomycetes; Boletales; Suillaceae. The record is from RefSeq and is a predicted model, not a curated record. The transcript has 3 exons. The coding region runs from base 82 to 351 and encodes 89 amino acids.
CCUCGCUUUCAAUCUGCUUGGCCUGCUAACAUUUGCUUCUUAGCAUUAACUUUCAUUUUGAAAGUCGAAAAAGGUCGAACGAUGUCUGCCACACUUAACGUUGCUCGCUACAGUGCUCUCCUUUCAGGUGUCUUCUAUGGCAUCUACCACCGUCGGUCACUGCAAAAAGCCCACGACCAAGAGAAGGAACACCACGCAAUACAUCAACGUGAACAGUUGAUAGCACAAGCAAGGGAUGCAUGGAGACACAAGCAGGAGAGUCCAAAAGAGUCGGAUGGUAUCAUCACAAACCCAGAAGAUCCACGAUUCGACCUCGAGAAGCUCGUUGCCAAAUGGGAGAAAGAUCUAUAAUGGUAGUUUAGUCCUGCUUUCCUCCGUCAACUAUACCUAUAGAUCACUGCCAUCCUCAAUUUCACUCUUGUGGCAGACGUAAAUGAGCCAUGUCAUCCGAAGAUUCUGAACUGCUCCAAUGAUUUUGUUUCUGCUGCUCUAAACGCGUUUAUCUUAGUUUUAUGAAUGAAUUUGAAUGUCUGCAUGAUAUGUGAAGGUAGCGCCGG